Molecule: messenger RNA, 3099 nt
Organism: Enhydra lutris kenyoni (northern sea otter)
Lineage: Eukaryota; Metazoa; Chordata; Mammalia; Carnivora; Mustelidae
Product: coiled-coil domain containing 33
Exons: 21
Coding region: 1-3024 (1007 amino acids)
Cellular component (GO): peroxisome
Source: RefSeq, a predicted model, not a curated record
AUGGCCUUCAGGGGGCCUGAACCCUGGGUCCCUGCAUCCCUGCAGAGCCAGAGGCUGAAGGCUGAGGAGAAGAUACUGGAUCUGGAAUUUGAAGUCUUAAGUGUGGGGUUUAACGAGGAGGGCAGAUAUGCCCUGCGGCUGACAGCUGAGAACCCCCUGCAGGCUGGCUCUGGGGCUGGGGUACAGUUGCAGGUAAAUGAUGGGGAUCCCCUCCCUACCUGCUCUGUUGUCACUGACAUCAUCGAGCAGCAGGAUCCUGGCCAGAGCCUCACCCUCACCAGGAACAAGUUUGUCUUUACUUUGCCCAAAGGGUUCUGCAAGAACGACUGGCAGCACGACGCGCAUCUGCGGGUGGAGGCGCUGCGGCUGGGCGGGGUCUCAGGACGCCCCGCCCAGAAGGUGGGCGAGGCCAUCUUCCCGGUCUUCCCGCGCCCAGACCAACCCCGCAUGAACCUGUGGGCGCGGGAGCACGAGGACCUGUACCGCUACCUCGGCAGCCUGGCCCUGCUGCGUGCCAGUGCUGACACCACGGCCCGCCACUGCGGGGGCCUGGCCUACAGUGUAGCUUUCCGAGAGCACCGGGGCCCUCAGCCUCCAGUCCCCAACUGCCCCCCAGGGGCCGUCUCGCCAGAACCGGUGUCACCCCUCCCAGAGCCCCAGCUGCCCGGGCUGCAGGAGGCCCGAAGUGACCACAAGACAGAAGUCUGUGUGCGUCCACCUUCAAACCCCUCCAGCUCCCACCAUGGCCAAGAGGGACGCAGCCCUGAACCCGGAUCCUGGCAGCCUCAGACCCAAGUCGCCAAGAGCCCAGAGGAGCCCAUGAACACAGUGCAGAGUGUGGAAUCUGUCACCAGCUACCUGUCUCCCUCUAAUAAGGAGACCAUCAUGGUCACUCUCCAUGGGGCCACCAACUUGCCCACCUGCAAGGAUGGCUCUGAGCCGUGGCCUUAUGUCAUGGUGAAAAUCACAUCAGAGGACAUGAAGAACCAGAAUGCUAAGGCAGUCACAUCUGUGACCUCCAAGCCCACCACAGCCCCCAUCUGGGGGGACACAGUCAAAGUGGAGCUCCAAGCUGAGGAUGCAGGGCGAGAAGAUGUGAUCCUCAAGGUGAUGGACAAUAAAAAGAAAGAGGAGCUGUUGUCCUACCAAAUCCCCAUCAAGUACCUGCGUGUCUUCCACCCCUACCAUUUUGAGCUGGUGAAGCCCGCCCAGUCUGGAAAAGCUGAGGGAGCCACUGCCAAAACCCAACUGUACACCACCAUCGUUCGGAAGGGGAGCUUCUUCCCCCGCUACAUCGGCAACAACCACACAGCUCUGGAGGUCUUCCUCCGGGGAGUCAACGAGCCCCUGGUCAACAACCCACACCCCAUAGUGGUCAUUGCCAGGGUGGUUCCCAACUACAAUGAUUUUAAGGUCCAUCAGGUAAAGCAGGACCCAGCGUUUGUAGGGCUGCCCAUCACCCGACUCUCCUUCCCUGUCUCAUCUGUGAUGUACUUUGAUGUUCCUCGGGUCAGCCAGAAUGGGUGCCCUCAGCUGUCCAAGCCAGCGGGACCCCCAGAGCUGCCUUUAUGGAACCAAUCCUUCCUCUUCCAAGGCCGAGAUGGAGCCACCAACUUCUCGGAAGACACAGCCCUGGUGCUGGAGUACUACUCCUCGGCUUCCAUGAAAGGCAGUGAGCCAUGGACCCUCAGCAAGCCCCUGGGUGUCUCCGUGUUGCCGCUAAAGAGCCGUUUGUACCGCAAGAUGCUGGCAGGGAAGGGUGCGAAUGGGCUGCGUGUGGAGAAGCUUCCCAUCACCGACACCAAGCUGAAAACCAUCAAUGGUGAGGCCCCUACAGUGGAUAUCUCCUUCCAGCUGCUCUCCUCUGAGAAGCCGGAAGACUUCUUGACUCCAAACAGCAGCCAGGUUCUGCCCAUCCUGGACCCCAAGAUAUUAGAUGAGAAGCUGGGUACCAUCCGUGAGUCCUGGUCCAAGGCCACAGUGAGCUCUAGUAUGGACUCCAGCCCAUCUACCUCUCAGGAAAUGGAGAUAGAGCCUCAGGUGCCCAAGAUGUCCCAUGAAAUGGAGAUGAACAACUACCGGAAGGCCAUGCAGAAGAUGGCAGAGGACAUCCUGUCGCUGCGGAAACACACCAGCAUGCUGGAGGCAGAGAACCGCAUGCUGAGGAGCCAGCUGACUCAGGAGGGAGGGGAGGAGGAGCCGGACAAUGGCAACAAAGCCCAGAAGCUGGAUGAGGUGUCCAUGAAGCAGAAACUGCUGCUGAGUGAGUUGGAGCUGAAGAAACUGAGGGACAGAGUGCAGCAUUUGCAGAAUGAGCUGAUUCGAAAGAAUGAUCGAGAGAAGGAGCUGCUCCUCCUGCACCAGGCUCAGCAGCCACAGGCCGUGCUGCUGAAGCGGUACCAGGACAAGUUGCAGAAGACGAAGGCGCUAGAGGAGACCGUGCGGCACCAGGAGAAGGUGAUCGAGAAGAUGGAGCGGGUGCUGGAGGACCAGCUACGGGACAGGAAGGAGCCCCUGCUCAACAGGCUGCUGGGAAAGCCCACCCUGGCCUUCCCUGCGCGCUCCGCUUCCGGCCUUCCCCCAGGGUCAACGGGAGAGAACCUGCCUGUGGACUUGUACUCAGUCCUGCUGGCGGAAAACACCAGGCUGCGGGCAGAGCUGGAGAAGAACCGCCACCAGUCGGCCCCCAUCAUUCUGCAGCAGCAGGCUCUGCCGGAUCUCCUUGCCAGCACCUCCGACAAGUUCAACCUUCUGGCCAAGCUAGAACGAGCUCAGAGCCGGAUCCUAUCCCUGGAAAGCCAGUUAGAGGACUCAGCCCGACGUUGGGGACGCGAGAAGCAGGACUUGGCCAUGCGGCUGCAGGAGCAAGAGUACGGCUUGGGGCCCUCCUCGAACUCCGUCAUCACUGACCUGCCCAACUCCUUGGCCCAUGCCAAGGACCACAGGCGACCCUCAAAGCUGGAUCCCCUGAUGCCCAGCUUGGAGACUAAGCUCAACAAGCCCUCAAACUCUGAGAAGACCUGAGUCUUAGCAGACCUGAGUAGUUGGAGCAGGGCCCCCUCUCUGUGUGCUGGGGAGUCUCAUUCCAACCCCCAGAGG